UGAAGGGGGAGGGUUGGAGGAACCCUUGAGUCCUCCCAUUCAGAAUUUGUCCUGGGGUUCUAGGCGGGGCUUAGGGUCCUGCGCUCCCUGCCUGAAAUUGUAGGUAAAACUUAGUUGUUAGUGACUGUGAUGUGUUGCUGGGGUGAGGUUACCUGGCUUUUCAUUAAACUCUUAGAGGGUCCCAGCCCCUAAAGAGGAAGAAACCUGCGUGAUCCAAGUCCUUUGGCGACCAAAGAGGUGUCUGUAUUCAGGGAGGACUCCACACCUUGACUCGAACUCUUUCCACCUCCUCCAGUAUUACCCUGACUCACAGAUCCCUGACUGCAGGAACCCCAUUCCUGGACAUUCACUGGUCCUGCCUGACCACGUGCUACCACCCAUGCCUGUCCCUUCCCAGCAACCAGUGAGAGUUCAGGAAGGGGCAUGACCAUGGAGCGGCUUUGGGGUCUACUGCAGAGAGUGCAACAGCUAUCCCCAGGACCCUCUCAGACCAUCUAUAAGCGUGUGGAAGGCACUCAACAGGGGUACCUGGAGGAAGAGGAAGACAGGGAGGAGGGGGCCGAGCCACUGGCCCACUUCUUCCCCAUGGAGCUGAGGGGCCCUGAGCCCAUGGGCUCUAGACUAGAGCAGCAAAACCUCAUACCCUGGGCAGCAGCAGGACGAAGGGCUGCCCCCUACCUGGUCCUGACAGCCCUACUGAUCUUUACUGGGGCCUUCCUUCUGGGAUAUGUGGCCUUCCGAGGGUCCUGCCAGGCAUGCGGGGACUCCUUAUUGGUGGUCAACGAGGACAUCAACUAUGAGCCAGGCCCAGACUCCAAACAGGGCACCUUGUACUGGAGUGACCUCCAGGCCAUGUUCCUGCGGCUCCUAAAGGAGGGGUGCCUGGAGGACACCAUCAGGCAAACCAGCCUUCGGGAACGCGUGGCCGGCUCAGCCGGGAUGGCUGCCCUGACUCAGGACACCCGCACAGCAUUCUCCCAUCAGAAGCUGGACCACGUGUGGACAGACACGCAUUACGUAGGGCUGCAGUUCCCCGACCCGGCUCAACCCAACACCUUGCACUGGGUCGAUGCGGCUGGGACGACCAGCGAGCAGCUGCCUCUGGAAGACCCGGACGCCUACUGUCCCUACAGCGCUACUGGCAACGCCACGGGAAAGCUGGUGUACGCCCACUAUGGGCGGCCCGAGGACCUGCAGAACCUUCGGGCCAGGGGCGUGGAGCUAGCGGGCUGCCUCCUGCUGGUGCGUGUGGGGGUGAUCAGCUUCGCCCAGAAGGUGGCCAGUGCCCAGGACUUUGGGGCCCGGGGAGUGCUCAUAUAUCCUGACCCAGAAGACUUCUCACAGGGCCCACACAAGCCAGGCCUGUCUAGCCACCAAGCUGUGUAUGGACAUGUGCACCUGGGAACUGGGGACCCCUACACACCUGGCUUUCCUUCCUUCAAUCAAACCCAGUUCCCUCCAGUUGAAUCCUCUGGACUCCCCAGCAUCCCAGCCCAGCCCAUCAGUGCAGAUAUUGCUUCCUACCUGUUGAGGAAGCUCAAAGGCCCUGUAGCCCCCCAGGAAUGGCAGGGGCACCUCCCAGACACCCCUUAUCACCUGGGCCCAGGGCCAAGCCUGCAGCUAAGGGUCAACAACUAUAGGGCCUCCACCCCCAUCAGCAACAUCUUUGGCUGCAUUGAGGGCAUCUCAGAGCCAGAUCACUAUGUUGUCAUCGGGGCCCAAAGGGAUGCAUGGGGCCCAGGGGCAGCCCAGUCUGCUGUGGGGACUGCCAUACUGCUGGAGCUGGUCCGGACCUUUUCCACCAUGGUGAGCAAUGGCUUCCGGCCUCGAAGGAGUCUUCUCUUCAUCAGCUGGGAUGGAGGCGACUUUGGGAGCGUGGGUUCCACAGAAUGGCUGGAGGGCUAUCUCAGCGUGCUGCACCUCAAAGCUGUGGCCUACGUGAGCCUGGACAAUGCAGUGCUGGGGGAUGACAAAUUCCAUGCCAAGACCAGCCCCCUUCUGAUCAGCCUCAUUGAGAACCUCCUGAAGCAGGUGGACUCUCCUAACCACAGUGGGCAGACACUCUAUGAGCAGGUGGCAUUCACUAAUCCCAGCUGGGAUGCUGAGGUGAUCCAGCCACUGCCCAUGGACAGCAGUGCCUACUCCUUCACAGCCUUUGUGGGGGUCCCCGCCGUUGAGUUCUCCUUCAUGGAGGAGAACCAGGCAUACCCGUUCCUGCACACAAAAGAGGACACAUAUGAGAACUUGCACCAGAUACUUCAAGGCCGCCUACCCGCUGUGGCCCAGGCUGUGGCUCAGCUCACUGGGCAACUUCUCAUCCGGCUAAGCCAUGAUCACUUGCUGCCUCUCGACUUCAGUCGCUAUGGGGACGUGGUCCUCAGGCACAUCGGCAGCCUCAAUGAGUACUCUGCGGACCUCAAGGCCCGCGGGCUGACUCUGCAGUGGGUGUACUCAGCGCGCGGGGACUACUUUCGGGCAGCAGAGAAGCUGCGGCAGGAGAUCUACAGCUCGGAGCAGGACGAUGAGCGGCUGAUGCGCAUGUACAACGUGCGCAUCAUGAGGGUGGAAUUCUACUUUCUGUCCCAGUACGUGUCGCCGGCAGACUCCCCGUUCCGCCACAUCUUCUUGGGUCGUGGAGACCACACUCUGGGCGCCCUGCUCGAUCACCUGCAACUGCUGCGCACUAACGGCACUGAGGCGCCUAGGGCCACCUCUUCUAGGGUGGCGCCUGGCCUGGGCUUCCAGGAGAGCCGCUUUCGGCGCCAGCUAGCCCUGCUCACCUGGACGCUGCAAGGAGCAGCCAACGCGCUUAGCGGGGACGUCUGGAACAUUGAUAACAACUUCUGAGGUCUCCCUGCCCACUCCUGCUUCCCUGCCAGGAACUCCUUUGCUCCCCGCUUGAGUGUGUCAGGGCGAAGGACGUGGCCCAGUGGCCUGUCAUUGCUAACCAAUCUCAUUCGCCCUUUUCGUCUCUCCGUGGGAGCCAAAACUCAGCGCAGACACCCAAACUCCCUAGCCCUGCAGUGUGGGUGAGCAGUCCUUUCAUAAUGUGAUGGUCAGAUUAUUGGUUAAUCAGAGAGCAGCAUUCCUUCAAUUACAGCUCCUUCCCUUUUCAGGAGCAGGGUCUUCCAUACUCGGAGACCACUUUGGAAGAUUUGCUAGGCCCUGGGAGAUUUGCUUGCCAGCUCUCCUAGUGGGAGAGGUCGCAGGCACCAUAGCCUUAUGGCCAACAGGCGGUCUAGGAUGGAAGUGGUGUGGGAUAUGGACGUCAAUAAACCAACUGGUGACAUUGGUUGUUCAUAA
Otolemur garnettii (small-eared galago) is the source of this 3303-nucleotide messenger RNA. It is a transcript of the gene TFR2, whose product is annotated as transferrin receptor 2. Lineage: Eukaryota; Metazoa; Chordata; Mammalia; Primates; Galagidae. Gene Ontology annotation, biological process: endocytic iron import into cell; transferrin transport. The coding region runs from base 424 to 2847 and encodes 807 amino acids. The record is from RefSeq and is a predicted model, not a curated record. The transcript is spliced from 19 exons. Gene Ontology annotation, cellular component: external side of plasma membrane. Gene Ontology annotation, molecular function: transferrin receptor activity.